GACGCCGCUGCUCCCUCUUCGACGUCUCCCACAUGCCGCAGACCCGGGUGUAUGGCCGAGACCGUGUCAGGUUUGUGGAGAGCCUGGUGGUGGGUGACAUCGCCGAGCUGAAGCCGGGACAGGGCACCCUGACACUGCUCACCAACGAGAGGGGUGGCAUCGUGGAUGACCUCAUUGUCACCAACACGUUGGAAGAUCACCUCUACGUGGUGUCCAAUGCUGGCUGCGCCGACAAGGACUUGGCCAUCAUGAGGGGCAGAGCGGCGGAGCUCCAGGCCACCGGCAGUGAUGUCCACCUGGAGGUGCUGGACAACGCGCUGCUGGCUCUGCAAGAGCCACCUGCCUCCCCAGGCCCCUCCAUGGCACGGGUGCUGCAGGCGGGGCUGCCGGAUGACCUGGCCAAGCUCUCCUUCAUGAACAGCAUCACCACGACGGUCUUUGGUGUGCCAGGCUGCCGGGUCACACGCUGCGAUCUCUGUGCCCGCAGGGUGGGCAGUGGAGCUGGCUGA
Egretta garzetta (little egret) is the source of this 509-nucleotide messenger RNA. RefSeq names its product aminomethyltransferase (gene AMT). Lineage: Eukaryota; Metazoa; Chordata; Aves; Pelecaniformes; Ardeidae. The record is from RefSeq and is a predicted model, not a curated record. Gene Ontology annotation, cellular component: mitochondrion. The transcript has 6 exons. The coding region runs from base 33 to 509 and encodes 158 amino acids.